Molecule: messenger RNA, 3489 nt
Organism: Pygocentrus nattereri (red-bellied piranha)
Lineage: Eukaryota; Metazoa; Chordata; Actinopteri; Characiformes; Serrasalmidae
Gene: fzd3a
Product: frizzled class receptor 3a
Exons: 7
Coding region: 420-2480 (686 amino acids)
Biological process (GO): non-canonical Wnt signaling pathway; canonical Wnt signaling pathway
Cellular component (GO): plasma membrane
Molecular function (GO): Wnt-protein binding; Wnt receptor activity
Source: RefSeq, a predicted model, not a curated record
UCGGUCGGUCGGUUGGCCACCUCGGUGGACCCGCUUCUCUCUCCGACACCAGCAGACUGUCAUCUAUUGUUCGCGGACGGAGCUCGACGGAGGAGUCCGUCUGUUUCUCCCGGAGCGGUGAAGUUGCUCGGCUGUGAGGCACGAGGACGCUGUGAAAACCAGUCAGGAAUGUGUAAAAAAGCCAUGCAGGUCAACCAGAGAUCCACCUUUGUUAGAUAACGGAGAUCCAUUGAGAAGACCUGCCAGUUCCGCCACUGCAAAGCAACAAUGGAGACAACCUACCCCACCCAUGUCACCUCAGGAAUCAAUGAGGAAACGGAGGCUUUCUGGCUUUCCUAACACCCACCAGAUCCUCCCAGACGUACGGCUUAGAGCGGGACCUGACCGGUCUUGCCAAGCUCAGAGCUAAAUUUCAGACAAUGGGUCUCGUUUGGAUUGUCACGUCCAUGCUGACGGCAUGUGCAGCCAUCAACAUAGGGUCAACAGGCAGUCACAGCACGUUCACCUGUGAGCCCAUCACGCUGCGGAUGUGCCAGGGUCUCUCCUACAACACCACCUUUAUGCCCAACCUGCUCAACCACUAUGACCAGCAGACUGCAGCCCUCGCCAUGGAGCCUUUUCACCCUAUGGUAAACCUGGAGUGCUCUGCUGACUUACGUCCGUUCCUGUGUGCUCUCUAUGCGCCUGUGUGCACUGAGUACGGCCGCGUGACCCUGCCCUGUCGCCGUCUGUGCCAGCAGGCCAAAAGUGACUGCUACAAACUCAUGGACAUCUUUGGAGUCAGCUGGCCUGAAGAGAUGACCUGUAACAGGUUUCCUGACUGUGACGAGCCCUACCCUCGAGCUAUGGACCUGCUCUCGAAUGCCGACGGCACACAGGAGCCACCAGGGUCUGUGCAGCGUGACUAUGGCUUCUGGUGCCCUCGUGAGCUCAAAGUGGACCCUGAGCUUGGCUACUCUUUCCUGGGUGCGCGCGAUUGCUCAGCCCCCUGCCCGAACAUGUACUUCAGUCGGGAUGAGCUUCUCUUUGCCCGCUACUUCAUUGGUGUGGUCUCCAUUGUGUGCCUGUCAGCCACGCUCUUCACCUUCCUAACCUUCCUCCUCGAUGUGGGCCGAUUCCGUUACCCAGAGCGGCCCAUAAUCUUCUACGCUGUCUGUUACAUGAUGGUGUCGCUGGUGUUCUUCCUGGGAUUUUUGCUGGAGGAGAGGGUGGCAUGCAACCGGGCAGCACCAGGCCGAUUCCGUGCUGCCACCGUCACACAAGGCUCGCACAACAAAGCCUGCACAUUGCUCUUCAUGACCCUGUACUUCUUCACCAUGGCAGGCAGCGUGUGGUGGGUGGUCCUCACCAUUACCUGGUUCCUGGCUGCCGUACCAAAAUGGGGCAGUGAAGCCAUUGAGAAGAAGGCACUGCUGUUCCAUGCUGCAGCCUGGGGCGUGCCGGGGGCUCUCACAGUCGCCCUCAUGGCCCUGAACAAGGUGGAGGGCGAUAGCAUGAGCGGCGUAUGCUUCGUUGGGCUCUAUGACGUCGCGGCCUUGCGCUGGUUCCUCCUGGCUCCGCUGGCGCUGGACGUGGCUGUGGGUGUUGCGCUGCUGCUGGCCGGCAUUGCUGCACUUAACCGUGUCCGCAUGGAAAUUCCUCUGGAGAAGGAGAACCAGGACAAGCUGGUUAAGUUCAUGAUCCGGAUUGGGGUAUUUUCGGUGCUCUACCUCGUUCCACUGCUGACAGUGAUCGGCUGCUAUCUGUAUGAGCAGAGCUACAGGUCUGUGUGGGAGAUUACCUGGGUGCAAGAGAGAUGCAGAGAAUACCACAUCCCCUGUCCAUUCAAGGUGGAGCAGACAAGCAGGCCGGACAUCUCCCUCUUUCUCAUUAAGUACCUGAUGAUGCUGGUGGUAGGCAUCCCUUCUGUCUUCUGGGUGGGCAGUAAGAAGACCUGCUUUGAGUGGGCCAGUUUCUUUCACGGCCACCGCAGAAAAGACAGCACGGUGCACGAGAGCAGGCAGGUGCUGCAGGAGCCCGACUUCACCCAGCUGCUGCUGCGCGAGCCCGGGGCGCCGGUGGUCCGUAAGUCACGGGGCACCUCCACACAGGGGACCUCCACACACGCCUCCUCCACACACCUGGCCAUGCUGGAUGAGCCAGCCAGCGGCAGCACCAGCCGCGCAGGCAGCGUGCGCAGCAAAGCCAGCAGCUUCCAUGGGAGCCUGCACCGCUCACGGGACGGCAGGUACACAGCCUGUAGUUUCCGUGGCGCUGAAGAGCGACUUCCCCACGGGAGCACGCAGCGACUCCAGGAGCAGCUUCAGCACAACAGCACCAUCCGACUGGACAGCCAAUCACGGCACGGGGGCUCACAGCGCCUGGACAGCCAAUCACAUCACAGCAGCGUCCGGGACCUGAGCAGCACACCGCAGGCAGUCCAGAGCGGCCCCGGUAACGGCAUCCACCGCGUCAUGGAGGAGGACGGAGCCACCGCUUGAGCUUUAAGAGUCACUGUAAAGGAUGUAAAUGGAGCACAUGCAGAAGAGAAAAUGGGAAUAAAAGUCCAAAUCAGGUGAACUCUUUUAGCAGAUAGACCUUAAAACUCAAACAGAACAACAGAGAAGGAUGGGAUGGAUGCAUUGGGCUUUUGAUGGUGGACUGUAAUGAGACCAAGACUGAGCUUAAUCUCGAUAGACCUGUGUACUGCACUCCAAUCUUGUGACUUCCAGAUUUCCAAAGCCCGUUUGGGAUGCAGAAACUUUGCGAGGCCCAUCUGACCAAAGGGCUCCCGAAUCAACAGGGUAAAACUGUAAGGGCUUUAGGUACGUUGUCUCGACGUGGCGAAGCACUUGCUGCUUUAUGCUCAGGCCCAACUUUCAUGUACAUUUUGUGAUUUUUUUAUGAACCUCUCUGUGAUGCUGAACAGAUCUUGUUCCAUUGUUAUUGCACUUUUAGUAGACUUUCCUCAAUUUAAGUACAACAGGAGUAACAAUGGUUGAUAACUGCCCGUUUUUGUUGGUGAAAAGCAUUUGGCACGUAUGUUACAGAACACAGUAACAGCUCAAACAUUGGAGGAUGUGACUGCUGUUUUAGAUGUAGGACAGAUUUUAAAAAAAAGGUUAUUUCCCACUUUAGAAAUACGGAAUAGGAAAACAAACUGAUCUUCAGUUCUUCUCAUUGACAGUCUAGUACUAACAAAGUAGUUCUUUCGGUUGUGUAUACAUUUUUGUAAACUGUGAAGUUUUGUAACAAAGACCUUUUUUGUACAGCUAUCCGGAAACAGGUCUCGAGUCUUUUCUUGAUAAAAUGCAAUAAUGUAGAACAGAACACCAGCUUGUGUCAUCUCCCUCCGUUUAUUGAAUUACAUCAGAGUCAGGUUAUGUAAUAAGUUCUCCACAUUUGCUUAGUGGCCAGUUCAAGCCAUUCAUUUGCUCCAUCUUCUGUCUUAAAUAUCUCUGUGCAAAAAAACAAAAACAAAAAACAAGGACAAAAACCGCCUGUAGUGAG